This is a messenger RNA of Mugil cephalus (flathead mullet), 5870 nucleotides long. Its product is annotated as NACHT, LRR and PYD domains-containing protein 12-like. Bases 107 to 4234 code for a protein of 1375 amino acids. Gene Ontology annotation, biological process: regulation of apoptotic process. The record is from RefSeq and is a predicted model, not a curated record. The transcript has 21 exons. NCBI's taxonomy places the organism in Eukaryota, Metazoa, Chordata, Actinopteri, Mugiliformes, Mugilidae. Gene Ontology annotation, molecular function: protein binding.
CAAGUUUCAUGCAAACAUAGAGUCAACAACCAAGUCAGCUCAAAUGUUGUUGGGGUACAACAGAUGAAGGUUGAACAAAGACGAAGGACUGUUGGAAAUCAAGAAGAUGGAGGAAGAGAAGGAUGCCUGUCUGUCUAAGAAGAGUGACAAGUCUAAAAAUUUCAGUGAAGAACCUGGACCCUCACACACAAAAGGUCAGCACCAUAGAGGAGAGUCUCCAGUAUCUGGCUGUGAGUCUAUGAACAAUGAUAGGACUAAAGAGCAUCCUCAAGACUUCAGUGAAGAACCUGGACACUCAAACACACAAGAGAGGAAGAGGAGUCCUGUUUCUGCGGAGGAUCAGCUGUCCUGCUGUACUUUGUGUCAGAAUGUCCUGAAGGAUCCAGUCUCUACCAGCUGUGCACACUGGUUCUGUAGACAAUGCAUCACCUCACACUGGGACCAGUCGUCUUCAACAGGAGACUCCUCCUGUCCUCAGUGUGGACAAAGAUCCCGAACAACUGAUGUUGGUCUGCAGGAGGUUUUAGAUGAAUAUAAGAACAGUCUGAGGAAGAGAUGUGAACAUGUGACUGAAGGAACCAAUGUAAAAGGAACCCUCUUCAACAAGAUCUACACUCAGCUCUACAUCACAGAGGGACAGAGUGAAGAGGUUAAUACCCAACAUGAGGUGAAGCAGCUUGAAACAGCUUCCAAGAUGAAGGCCCUCCAUGACACUCCAAUCAGGUGCCACAACAUCUUUAAAGCCUCACAUGACCAGCACAGACGCAUCAGAGUGUUUCUGACCUAUGGCAUCGCUGGCAUUGGAAAAACAUUCUCAGUGCAGAAGUUCACUCUGGACUGGGCAGAGGGUUUGGAAAACCAGGAUAUCAGUGUGGUGAUUGUGUUCUCGUUCAGGGAGCUGCACUUGACCAAAGAUGAGCAGUAUAGCCUUCUCAGGCUGCUCCAUGUUUUCCAUCCAACGUUACAGAAGGUCACAGCAGAGCAGCUGGUUGUCAGUAAACCUUUGUUCAUCUUUGACGGUCUGGAUGAAAGCAGACUUUUACUGGACUUCAACAACAGUGAGGUUGUGUCUAAUGUCACACAGAAGGCAUCAGUCAACGUCCUGCUGACAAACCUCAUCAAGGGGAAGCUGCUUCCCUCGGCUCUGGUCUGGAUCACUUCCAGACCUGCUGCAGCCAAUCAGAUCCCUCCUACAUGUGUUGACAGGGUAACAGAAGUACGAGGCUUCAAUGAUGCCCAGAAGGAGGAGUACUUCAGGAAGAGGUUCAGUGAUGAAGAGCUGUCCAGCAGAGUCAUCUCCCACAUCAAGACAUCGAGGAGCCUCCACAUCCUGUGUGGAGUCCCAGUCUUCUGUUGGAUCACUGCUACAGUUCUAGAGCACAUGUUGACUACAGGGCAGAGAGGAGAGCUGCCCAAGACUCUGACUGAUAUGUACUCACACUUUGUGAUGGUUCAGACAAAGAGAAAGAAGGACAAGUACCAUGAGGAACAUGAGACAAGUCCACAGGAACUGAUAGAGGCUGACAGGGAAGUUCUUCUGAAGCUGGGGAGGCUGGCGUUUGAAGAGCUGGAAAAAGGAAACAUCAUGUUCUAUGAAGAAGACCUGGAGCGCUGUGGUCUGGAUGUGACAGACGCCUCAGUGUACUCAGGAGUUCAUCACGAGAUCCAAGAGUUCCUGAAGUCAGAGAACAGAUCAGAGAAGGAACUCUCUGUGAUCCACUGCUCAGCUCUGGCCUACAUGCUGCAGAUGUCAGAGGAAGUUCUGGAUGAGUUGGACUUGGAGAAGUACACCACAUCAUGGGAGGGACAACGGAGACUGAUCCCAGCUGUGAGGAACUGCAGAAAGGCUCGACUGACUUACUGUGAACUCUCAGAGGCUCACUGUGAAGUUGUGGCCUCAGCCUUGAAGUCCAAACCUUCCUAUCUGACAGAACUGGACAUGAGUGAAAAUAACCUGAAGGAUUCAGAAGUGAAGCUGCUGUCUGCUGGUCUGGAGAGUCCCAACUGUAGACUGGAGACUCUGAGACUGAAGAGCUGCAGUUUGUCAGUGAUCGGCUGUGGUUCUCUGGUCUCAGCUCUGAAGUCCAACCCUUCCCAUCUGAAACAUCUGGACCUGACUAACAACGAGCUGCAGGAUUCAGGAGUGAAACGACUGUGUGGUUUCCUAGAGAGUCCCGACUGUAAACUUGAGACUCUGAGAUUGAAGAGCUGUGGGUUGUCAGACCUCAGCUGUGAUUCUCUGGUCUUAGCUCUGAAGUCCGACCCUUCCCAUCUGAAACAUCUGGACCUGAGUAGAAACAUCCUGCAGGAUUCAGGAGUGAAACGACUGUGUGGUUUCCUGGAGAGUCCAGACUGUAGACUGGAGACUCUGAGAUUGAGGUACUGCCGUUUGUCAGAGAUCAGCUGUGAUUAUCUGGUCUCAGCUCUGAAGUCCAACCCUUCCCAUUUGAAACAUCUGGACCUGACUUACAACAAGCUGCAGGAUUCAGGAGUGAAGCAACUGUGUGGUUUCCUAGAGAGUGCAGACUGCAGACUGGAGACUCUGAGACUGAAGAGCUGCAGUUCGACAGAGAUCAGCUGUGAUUCUCUGGUCUCAGCUCUGAAGUCCAACCCCUCCCAUCUCAAACAUCUUGACCUGAGGCUCAACAAUCUGCAAGGUUUAGGACUGAAACAGCUGUGUGAUCUUAAGAAGAGUUCACUCUAUAAACUGGAGACUCUGAGGGUGGACCCUCAUAAAGAGGACCGGGUCAAUCCACAGCUUCAUAUCUCUGAUGAGUUUGAGCUUGGGGCCGAACCCCAAAGUGGGCAUGAACACCCCCUGUUUGGAGAAAACAGGAACAUGAGCUUCUCAGAGGAGUAUGCUCUGCCAUGUUCUUUUUCUGAGCUGGAAACAAAAAGAGAAGGCCCUUCCUACAGUGGGGACCAUUAUAAAGAGGUUCAAGUCAAUCCACAGCUACCUAUCAAGAAUGAGAGGGAUAUUACUGUUAAACCCAAAACUAUGACCGAACACCUCCUCCUGUCUGAGGAAAACAGGAACACGAGCUUCUCCCAGGAGUCUGUUUGGGCUUGUUUCAUGCCUGAGGUGAUAACAGAAAGAGGAGGCCCUUCAUACAGAUUUAGGAGCUCGUCUGCAGGUGUGUUCCAGUGUAAAUUGACCAGACUGGUGUUUAAGAUGACUCGGGCUGGUGAGCUGAUGUACUGGAUCAUCCAGUGGGACGAGGACCUCCUCAACUCAGCUGGAAAGACCCCUGCAGGUCCACUCUUUAGCAUAAGUUGUUCUGAGGGUUCUGUUUCUCAGCUGCACCUCCCACACUGUGGAAAUCUACCUGGCCUCUCCGUGGUCCACAUUAGCGAUGAUGGGAUGAGCAUCCUUCAGCCCCUGGAGAUCACAGCCUCUCACGUGGUCGUGGAUGUACCUCACUUAUCUGGCUUUGGCUUGAUGUGGGAUAAAAUCAAACAUCUUCUAAACAUCCAGAUACCAAUAUGUGGACAAGUGCUGUUGUUUCACCGACCGCAGUACAAGAAUCAAAGCAAAAAGCUCAAUGUGUUUCUGCUGCCAGAAAAUGUGCCGCUGCAAGAGGUGAAACAUCAACAGGAAAAGGCGGAGUACAUUGAGGCACCUUCCUCUUGUCAGCUCACUAGAGGCCAGUUUUACAGUCUGCUCUGUCCUGAGGCCGACAUGAUACAGCCUAAGCGUGCUCGGUUUGACCUGAAGUAUGGACCAAACUACCACCCAACAUUUGAGAUUCGAAUGACUCCGAACUCAGAGGAAGUUACUGUGAGAGUCCGAGACCAAGAGGAGAGACAUGUCUGGGAGUAUCGUGCUGAACUACCUGCUCCAGGCCCAUCCAGCCAGUUAACCCACACAAAAACCAGUGACUCAGCAUCAUCACUCCAUGGACAAGCUGCAGAUGAAGGUCCUCAUCUGUGCAGCCUCAAUCUAAACUGGCCACCGAGUUCACCAGUUCAAGAAGAUGAGAAGCUGAACUCUGUUCGGGUAGAGUUUAUUAAGAGAGUGUCUGAUCCUAAUCUGAAGACUCUGCUGGAUGAGCUUCUGCAGACAAAGGUUAUAAACAGUAGUGAACUGGAAGGGAUGCAAGCCUUGUCCAAGGCAGACAAAGCUAGAGAGCUGAUUGACACCGUGGUGAACAAGGGACCAGAUGCUUGUAAAGUCAUGAUUGACGCUUUACGUAAAAUAGAUCCAUUUGUUUUUGACACGCUGAAUUUACACUGAAAUUAAAAUAAGCUUCAAAUCUGUGGGUUUUGAAAACUCAAAAGUAGUGUUUAAAACAUGCCUUGUUUAUACAGAGUUUUACACAGACACACACCUAUCCACACACUUUGGUGUUAAUGAUCCCUCAAAUGCCUUUUUAUUUGUAGAUAAUAUCUCUUGGAUAUUUUUCUUUGUGAAAUGACAAAAUGUGUGUGUAAAGCAAGGAUUACAUUAACACUACCAGUCAAAAGUUUGGAUUUAAUUUGAUGGUGAAUCCAAACUUUUGACUGAAAGUGUAUUUUUACAUUUUACGCUUAUCUUAAUGUUGUGGUGGCACAUUGGUGUGGUGGUUAGCACUGAUGCUUCACAGUGAUUCUGACUCUUGUCCAGGUCUCGCUUGUAAAAGACGUAUUUGAUCUUGGUGGGACAAACCAUGAAUCCCAAUCUGCCCCUGUCUUUUUCUGUUGCUGCUCCCAAACUAUGGAACGAUCUACCACUGCACAUCAGACCAGCUCCUCACUGUGCGUUUUAAAACCUGUUUCAAAACCCAUUUUUGUUCCCUUGUAAAGUUCUAUAUAAAUAAAAUAUGUGUAUUUUUUACCUCUUACGGAGCCCUGUCAGGGUCUUAUCACAAAUCGGUGGAGCUGUACAGCAACUCACCUUUCUGUAACUCCAUAUUAUUAACAGGGUUCUAAAUUAAAUUUGAUUACAAGCCAAUCGUUUUUUUAACCAGUGAAAAUAAGAGACAUUAGCCACUCACGACCCGUCAGCCAUUUAGCGUUGAACUUUCUUUUCUUGGUUUCACACACUCUGUUGAUAUUCUCAUCCCCGGCCUCCUUCCACUUUGAACCCUCCUCUGGGGGGAGCCCCAGACGUCUGUCCCAAACACUACCACAUUUAGUUUAACUUUAAUGUUUGUUCCCUUGUCUUUUUCACAGCCUAUGCUCCCAAGGGAGUUGGUUUGACUUUGAUAUUGGUGGGAAAACAUUAUUUCACGUCACGUAGAGCAGAUCAAUCAAGAAUAUGAUCACAGUCAGAAAAAACAAACAAAUCAACAUUUUACAUUCAUAUCUGAAUAUAUGAUGAGGACACAAGAAUUUAAUGCAUUCUGCAGUGUUAUAAAGUAUUUGGGUAUAAAUUAAGUAACAUUUGAACCUUUGAACAAGCAGAUUAGUGGCCACUGGUUCUUAUUCAGAUCAUCAUCACACUGACAUUUGUCACGGUGACGAAUCUCAAGACAAACAUAUCCAUCAUGAUUUCACUUCACCUGGUAAUUUACAGCCUCUCCUUCAGCAUCUCCUCCUCCAUCUCGUCCUUCAUCUGCUCCUACCUCCCCCCUCGACCUCCUCUGUCCUCUCCUCCUCCAUCUGCUCCAGCCUCUCCGCUGUUUGUCUCCCGACAAGAAUAUGUUGAUGUAUGACGUAUGACUAGAUUAGGGAUACAAUGAUCGUCGAGUUUGGUGGUACAAUUUUUGCCUCAGCAAAUAAGGGUUUUACUUUCACACUGUUAUCACACAAAUACAUGAAAGUAAUAAGUAAAAAUAAGAAGUAUAUCUCAUUGUCAUUAAAUCUUGUCUUUUAUUCAUUGUCUGUAUUGUUACAGUUAUAUAACCUUGAAUUAACUUGCACUCCAAAAAAAUCUUUUGUCUUUUGCCUUA